Brassica rapa (field mustard) is the source of this 4413-nucleotide messenger RNA. Its product is annotated as B3 domain-containing protein REM9-like. The record is from RefSeq and is a predicted model, not a curated record. Gene Ontology annotation, molecular function: DNA binding. Lineage: Eukaryota; Viridiplantae; Streptophyta; Magnoliopsida; Brassicales; Brassicaceae.
AACAAGAAAAAGUGAAUGUUAGUUGUAUUUGUAACUCAUACCAACACAAAUAUUUCGAAGGGUUAAUAAAAAUUAGAGUAGUCUAAAAAUUAUAACAUAGUUGUAGAGUGAAAAAUUGUUGUUUUAUUAUUUGUUUGCUUUAUAAAUAUAUUUCCAUAUAAAAUAGUAAUUCUUUUGUUUAUUUAUUUGUCGGCAUAUAGCCCGCCAGAUUGCAUUUAUUAUAUAGAAGUUAAUUUUUUGAUUAAUCUAUGGGUAUUCUAGAUUUAUGUAAUGAUCCAAACUAAUCUUUAAGUGAAAGUACAACAUAUAGAAAAACUCUUUCUUCGUAUAUCUAAAUGAGCCUAAAACUUGGUCUCAUAUCCACCUUACCAAAAGGUAUAGUGAAAUGGAUGCUUUGUAAUCAAAGUUCGUUUACCACUAGACUACUGCCUUGUGGUUUACUAUAUAAAAGUUAUGUUAUAUCUUGGGUCAAAAAGCUAAGAUCAUGAAAUCUUGAAUAUAUAUUACAAAAGUCUACUAUUUAUUUUCUAAAUUUACUUUUAAAAGAAACUAAAGAUUGAUAUGUGCAUCCGCACAGAUAUUGGUUCUUAAAAAACAGAAAGAGAAUAAAGAUGUUCUUAUGUUGUUUAUAUAAUUAGUGCACUUUAUUGUGUUAAAAAAAUCAGUGCAAUUUAUUAUUUUUUCCGGUUUAUAAUAUAUGAUAUUUUGAUUUAUUGCAUAAAGAUUAAAAAAUUACAUUUUUCUAGAAAAUACUUUUGAAAAUAUAAUUUUAAAACCAUUCAACCAAUUAUAAUAAGGACCGUAAAAUCUAAUUGGUUGAACAGUUUCUAAUAUAGUUAACAUUAACUUAAAAUUUCAAAGCAUUGUAUAUUUUAAAACAACAUAAAAAUUUUAAAACAUCAAAUAAUUUGAAAUGGAGGGAGUAUCAUCGAAGAAUUAUCCAAUGCUGGUAGCAGAGAACAAGGCAUGAAAGAAUCUAAAGAAAGUAGAACUAGUGGCUAAAGAUUAAUACAAAAGGACACGUACAGGUUAAGACCAUGCGCAGUAGGGAUUUUAGUUAGGUUCAUGGGCUCGAGUUCUAAUGGGCCGAUGAAUAAAAGAAAAUAAAAAAUGGGUUCGUUUUGAUGAACCGGGCCUUGCGAGUGAUACCGUAUGAAGCGGGUUCAAGCCACGCGUCGGGUGUUGAUUUGCUGAACGAAAGCGCGUAGAGGAGGAGGAAAGUUGGGGUUCGACGUGUAUCGCCUCAUUUGUUCUUCUCCACCAAAAAGCUAGGGUUUUUUUCUGAGAGGCGAUAUUUCGUGCGACUUCGUCUCCCGGAGGUUUUCUCGUUCUAAUCGACGACGGAGUGCCUUCUCCACUUGCUCAGGUGAGUAUCGAGUAGAUUGAGGGUUGAAUUUGUUCGAUUUUGUGGUGGAAACUCGAAACCGUUUUCUCGGAUUUCAAUUCAAAAUUGAGGCUUUCGCGUUAGGGAUGUAAAUCGAAGUUUGGGUUUCGAAUAAUUGCUGUAAAUCGUCAUGGUCGUUUCAUGUAGGGUUCGUUUCUCUGAAUGUUCGAAAGGGAUUUGCGAUUUGUGUGAUUUAAAAUCGAUUUGGGGUUUUUUAUUUAGGGUUCUUAAUCGAUAUGGGAGUUCAAUUGUGGUAAUGUGUGCUAAUAAUCUGUCGUUAAUGUGUGCUAAUAAUUGCGAUUGAGGGUUCACGGUUUGUUUAAAACUCGAUUGUUGCAGAUGGAAACUCCCCGAGAACCUCAUUUCUUCAAGCCUCUUCUUCCUGGUUUUCAAAGUAGCGUCGCAAUACCACUUGACUUCUACUCAAAACACAUACAAGGGGCUGAGAUCAAUAAACCAUGGAAGCUAAGAUCGGACGCUUCAGAUCAAAUUUGGGAGGUGAUCCGAGAAGGCAGGACACUCACCAAAGGUUGGAAAGAGUUCACCGAAGCACAUGAUCUUCGAAUCGGUGACAUUGUCAUCUUCAAACACGAAGGAGACAUGGUCUUUCAUGUGACUCCUUUUGGUCCUAGCUGUUGUGAGAUUCAGUAUACACAUCCUCACAUCGUUAAGGAAGAAGCCGACGCGGAUGAUGCUCCUACUUUCUCAUACGACUACUGCUUCUUGGCUGAGGUUACUCCUACAAAUCAAAAGGACGACAAAAUGUUUCUUCCUGUGGAAGCUAUGAGGUGUGGUGCUUUGAACCAACAAUGCAAAGAGGUCAAACUUGUCAACAAGGAGGAAAAGUCAUGGACUGCGCGCUUCGGAUUUAGCGAAUCAGACGGCGCAUAUUACAUCAGCAGAGGGUGGAGAAAGUUCUGUCGUGAUAACAGAUGCACCAACGGAGAUUUGUUUGUGUUCAACGUGGUUGGAGACGGGACGACAACUCCAUUACUGUGUGUAUGUCCGGAAAGGAAAGAGUGUACUGAACUACUGAUCAAGCACUUCAGCAGAAUCGAUGGUAGCAUUGCUUCUACCUCACGAAAUUAGAUGGCUCUUUUGCGGUCUUUCCUCUCUAUCAUCUUAACUUGUUUCUUUUUGUUUCAUUAGCAACUUAUCAACUUAUGUAUUUCGGUUUGUAAAACUUGAAUGGUUUUUCUAUGUGAACUUUUAUCCUAAGUUAAACAUUCUCGAAUUUAAUUCCUUUGUUGAAUGCGUAGACUGAUCAUCGAACAAAAUGUUUCUAUGAAUUGAAUUUAAGUUAAGAAACAACAUAAAAUUUUAAAACAUAGCUUUUCUACAUUUGAAAACACAAACCAAAACUUAAACUCCAAAACUAAAACAUAGGUUGAAUAAAAUAUUUUCAUAAAUUUUAUAAUAUAUUUUAAUAUUUUAUUUAUGUAUUCUGAAUAAUUUUAAUUUUUUUUUUAAAAAAAAAAUAUUAUUAUUUUAUUCCUAUAAACUUCUUCUUCGGGUCCACUAAUGCAGAAAACUACAAAUUCGGGUUUAUAACUGUUCAUGGGUCCACAAAAAAAUAUUAAAAAAAUUUGGUGAACCCCAAUGCUCAUGCUCUAAAAUACCAGCUUCCCCAAAAUCUUCAUACAUCGAAACUCGAAUCUACUUGACUUUGGUCGGUAGUGUUCAAACUCAUACGAUUCCAUCCUACAAACACGUGCCGAUGUGUAUAAGAAACCGCGUCGAUGUAUUUCUCUUCUUUAUCUUUUCCAUUUAAUAAUUUACCUAAAACUUAAUUAUACGUUUACUAAUUACAUUAAAAGAAUAUUUAUCACGAUAAUCAACAGCUAUAUUUUUGUAUAAUAAUAACGCCAAAACUAUCUUUUGUAUAAUAAAAAGAUGACAAGAGCCUUGACCACUGCGGAAUUUACAUAUAGACUGCAGCAUCCGAGAUCGAAAACCGUUACAUGAUGAGUCACCUGAUGACCUUCGAGUCCAUGCUCACUUCGGUCUCUAAUCAGGACCAUUACGGUGGGACCAUACUCGGUUAGCAAAAAAAAAAGAGAUGACAAGAUAAAUUAUCAGUAAACGUUCUCUACUUAGAAAAUUAACUAAAAAUUCCACGGUCAUAUGAUAAAAUCUACUUUUCAAUUAUUGACAACGGCCUAAAUUCGACCGACGCACAUAAACUGAGGGUUCGAAUGGAAGGUGGUAAAAAGACGUAGGACACAAUUAGGUGUGCGUACUGCACUCAAAGUUUCCAUUCAUUAUUUAUUAUUUAAUUGUGGUUCAGUUCACUGUAUAUAGUAAUGAACUGCUUGUGGUCCAAAUUUGUGAGUGAAAAAUUAUGAACCACUGUUACAGUACGUACACAACAAUACUUGAGUGUUUCUAGCAGUUCUUAUUCUUUUUCUUUAAAAUAUAUAUAUAUAUAUAUAUAUAUAUAUAUAUAUAUAUAUUCUUUUACUUGUAUAAUAUGUAGCACAUGUUAAUCUAAAAUAGCUUUAAUCCUAUAAUGCUUACAAAAGUUUAGUCUUAACAAAAGAAUAAAAAUUAUUUUGACUACAUAUAUUUUACCAUUAGACAUCAUACUUUAAUUUUUUAUAAUAUUUUAUUUUCUUUCAAUUUUUUUUUUAAAACUGAUGUGUUAAUUAAUAUUAGAACUCAAAAUUAUUAUACUAUACUAUUUUACCAAAAAACUAUACCUACUUUAAAAUCAUCAAAAUUUGAUAUAUAUUUAAUUUACACCUCUUUUUAUCAAAAUAUAAUUAUUUUUAGUUUAUCCAAUUCAUAUACAUAUUUAAUUCUAAAACUAAAAAUAAUAAUAUAUAUGUUUAAAUAAUUUCCUUUAAUAUUUUUGAAUAAACUUUUAUCAUUUCACUUAUAAUUUUUUUUAAACUCCUUUAAUUUAUGACAAUGUAUAGUAUUAUAAAAUUUUAUAUUAAUUAAUUUAAAUUUGUACAGUAAUUUGAACCACUUUUUAUCCACUUUCACCAUUCAAACAUACGUUUUGAACCGCUAGAACCGCUAGAUCC